Molecule: messenger RNA, 1216 nt
Organism: Papaver somniferum (opium poppy)
Lineage: Eukaryota; Viridiplantae; Streptophyta; Magnoliopsida; Ranunculales; Papaveraceae
Product: cinnamoyl-CoA reductase 2-like
Exons: 6
Coding region: 152-1138 (328 amino acids)
Molecular function (GO): oxidoreductase activity, acting on the CH-OH group of donors, NAD or NADP as acceptor
Source: RefSeq, a predicted model, not a curated record
UUGUUUUGGCAUCUCUGAACAAAUUAAUCAUGACUGCCUUGGUUGCAAUAUUUUAUAUCGUGCACCUCAUCCUUCUGAUCUGAUCUUACAUAAAAUACCUUAAGUUUGAGCACAGAGAGAACCAGUACUGCAAAAGGGAGGAGCUGAACAUAUGAUGCGCACUUCGAUUGAGAUGAACGAAGAAAGAAUGUGUGUAACAGGUGCAGGAGGAUUUCUUGCUUCAUGGGUUGUCAAGUUUCUCCUCUCCAAGGGCUAUGCCGUGCAUGCAACAGUUAGAGAUCCAAAUGCUGAAAAUUGUGCUCAUCUGAAGAAUUUGGAGAACGCCGCGGAAAAUCUGCAUCUCUUUAAAGCAGAUUUGCUCGACUAUAACAGCCUCUACGUUGCCAUUACAGCAUGCAGGGGUGUUUUUCAUGUAGCCAGUCCAGUGCCUUCAGCUCCUGUGACCAAUCCCAAGGUGGAAUUGUUCGAACCCGCUUUGAAUGGUACAUGUAAUGUACUAAAGGCAUGUACUAAAGCGAAAGUUAAAAGGGUUGUGGUUGUAUCAUCUAUUGGCGCAGUUAUGUUGAACCCCAACUGGCCAACGGAUCAACGGAUGGACGAGCUGAGUUGGUCUGACGAGGAAUAUUGCAAAACAAUUGAGGACUGGUAUUGUCUCUCCAAAACAGAAGCAGAAAGCAAGGCGUGGGAGUAUGCAAAGAAGAAUGGUCUUGACUUGGUAACCAUUUGUCCGUCAUUGAUUAUUGGGCCAAUGUUGCAGUUUACAGUGAAUGCCAGCAGCUUGUUUUUAAUCAAGAUUCUGAAAGAUGGGAUAAAUAGUGACCAGAGGAUGGUAGAUGUGCGGGAUGUGGCUAGAGCAAUACUACUGUCAUAUGAGAAGCCGGAAGCAGAAGGGAGAUAUAUAUGCUCUGCGUAUAUGGCCAAAACACAAGGUUUGGUCGACAAGCUCAAGACCAUGUAUCCAAAGUACAAAUGCCCAAAGAGAAUUACUGAAGCUGAGGAUCAACCGAAGAUGAAUUGUGAAAAGUUGCAGAAGUUGGGCUGGGAAUACAUAACACUUGAAGAAAGUCUUGCUGACUCCGUUAAAUGCUAUCAAGAGAAGAGCAUCUUUGAUUGUUUGGCUGGGGAAAAAUCCUUCUAGGCCUUUAUAACUUCUGAAAUUACUGUAUUAUUUUCUUUUGUAUUUCUCUAUUAAUAAAAAAAAGUCUUUUAUAAUUAA